Messenger RNA from Solanum dulcamara, 1118 nucleotides. RefSeq lists its product as uncharacterized. The record is from RefSeq and is a predicted model, not a curated record. Bases 64 to 744 code for a protein of 226 amino acids. Lineage: Eukaryota; Viridiplantae; Streptophyta; Magnoliopsida; Solanales; Solanaceae. The transcript has 6 exons.
UUCACAUUCUCUUCCUCCCCAUAAAACACACACACAACAAUAUCAAUUUUGGCAUAAGAGAAGAUGGAUUUCUUCAAGCUCAGAGCUCAAUAUCUACUUCUUCUUUUGGUUUUACUACCAAUGUUAGCUGCAAAAGAGAAUAGUAUUCCUCCUGUUCUUGCUCCUUACUUUGACAAUAUAUGCAAUGAUGUGGAGUGUGGGAAAGGAAGUUGUGAGAAAGCACCAGGAAAGCCAUUCAACUUCAUCUGUAAAUGUGAACGAGAUUGGAAGCGUACUCACCAUGAGGAUGACGACGAUGAAGAUGAUCUUGAAUUUCUCCCUUGCAUUCUUCCCAAGUGUUCUCUCGACUAUUCUUGCUUGCCAGCACCUCCACCAGCUCCACCAAUUCCACACAACAUGUCUUUCUUUGAUCCUUGCUAUUGGAUUAACUGUGGAGAGGGGACAUGCAAAAAGAAUAUAACACAUGGACAAACAUGCCAGUGCAAAUCUGGUUAUUCCAAUAUCCUAGACAUUCCUGCUUUCCCAUGCUUCAAUGAUUGUGCCAUUGGAGCUGCUGAUUGCCAAAAGCUGGGAAUUCGGCUUUCAAAUUCUACUGCAUCAUCUCCAUCCUCAUCAACACCAUCUUCAAUUUUUAAUACCAACAAUGGAGGUAAUGACACUAAUGGAGCUACAUCAUUUAUGUUCAAGAAUUCCCACUGGAUGGCUACCUUUCUGGUCUCUGCAGCUGUGGCUUUACUCAACUAGGAAGACGGGAUGGUGUUUUACUUCGCGUGAGAGAUCUUACAACAUUUAUUAGCUUGACGCUUCAUCUAUACCAGCGCAUUCUACUUCAUUCAUUUGUCAGAUUCAUAUGUACUAUAUAUAUAUAUUUAAUAAACAUGUGAUAGUGUUUCAUUUCUGUACAGAGUAUAUUUUGAACAUUGUUUCAGUUGUAUUUUACUUUUCUUCAUAUAGCCUUCAACUUACUGAGGACAAGACCCUUGAUAGGGGUGUGUGGAGGUCAAGGAUUCGGGGUAGAAGGCUAGUAGUAUAUUAGUUUCACGUCUUGUCUCUCUUGCUAUUAGUAUUAGUAUUAUUUUCGGUAUUUUAUUAUUUUACUAUUUCCGGAUUCUUCAUUC